Messenger RNA from Triplophysa rosa, 4869 nucleotides. RefSeq names its product N-lysine methyltransferase KMT5A-like. Bases 3531 to 4400 code for a protein of 289 amino acids. NCBI's taxonomy places the organism in Eukaryota, Metazoa, Chordata, Actinopteri, Cypriniformes, Nemacheilidae. Gene Ontology annotation, molecular function: protein binding. The transcript is spliced from 10 exons. The record is from RefSeq and is a predicted model, not a curated record.
UACCUGAGUACUGUACUUAAGUACACUUUUUGAGUAUCUGUACUUUACUUGAGUAUUAUUUUUUUCUGAGUACUUGUACUUUAACUUCACUACAUUUGAAGGACAAAUAUCAUACUUUUUACUCCACUACAUUUAUAAAAAGGUCCAAAAGUAGAAAAUGGUUACUAAGCAGCGGGGUUUCCUGAGUGCGCAAUUUAUCUGGCUUGCGAUCUGCCAGGACCUUUUACUGUUGCCAAGUAUUUCAGUUUUUCUAAGCUCGCGGUUUUCCGGCAAGCUUUGAAUGGCCAUUUGGCAGAUUUUUUUAACACAAAUCUGGUAACUCUGGGAUCUUCCCCGCUAAACUAAUGUAAACGUAGGCGCUGCUACACCGUUGAUAGCGCUCUAAAAAGGCAAAUAGAACAAUAAAAGACGAAAAAGGCAGAUGAUAAAGUGUGGUGUAAUCAUCUGUGGGUUACGAUCAGUCAAAGAUCGUAGAAACAUUGUCAUGAAAAUGAUCGACACAAUGGCUAAACGGUAAAUAAGCAUCACAUACACCUUGAGUUACGCGUGCGUGUUAACUUCUGAUCUGCUGCUGUAUCAUUUAAAGCAAUUUGUGAAUGAAUGAUAUUUUUACUGAAGUAACUAUAGUUGAAGUAUUCCUGUUGAAAUAAAAACAAUAGAACCCUGCCCAAAAUAGAACAUAAAAUGUAAUGGAUUUAAUGGUUAUAAUGGGAAUUGUACUACUUGUUGUCUACUUGUAUGUGAUGGAUUCUAUUGGUGGGAUGGUAAAUCCUAUUGUAAUAAAACCCAAAACACACUACAAAGAGAAAUUUAAUUAAAAAAUCUCAUUCUAAUUUAAAAAUGCAUUGUUUUUCUUCAGCAGGGAUGGUAUUUUCAGUAAAACCACCGUAUCCACAAAUUUACCAUUUUCUAUAUAUAGGAACCAUACUCCAAUUAAUAAUCUUUAGUAAAACCACAGCAACUAAAAAUACCAUAGUUUCAUUUUACUAGCUAUAGUUUAUGUUUGUAGUUUAAUUAUGGCAAUACAAAUGGUAAUAAUCCAACAAACACAUGGCUUCUACACUUAAAGGUACAGUGCGGGAUGUUUUGUAUGAUCUAUUAACAGAAAUGCAAUAUAACAUACAAAACUGUGUCUUUAGAUGUGUAUAAAAACGUUACGUAAUGAAAAGUUAUGUUUUUAUUACCUUAGAAUAAACCAGUUGUAUCUACAUAGGGAGCGGGCCUAUCUACAUCGAAUUUGUUAUGUUGCGCAGCCAUGUUUUGUACAGUAAGCUCUAACGGACAAACAGCUCUACAGAGCGCGUUUCGUAUAUGUUGGUCUUCGUCUGUGUUUUUAUACGCAGCUUGCGUCAUCACUGAGUUGAAGACGCACAAAGUAGUAAGUCGUAGUACGGAGAGGAGGAGGAGUAGUCGUCGUCUAGCUGAAGCAAUUGAUUGUUCUGUCUUAGAAGUUUUGAUAAAAUGGAGGACCAUGCGUAUUGUGCACAAGCGCCGACAGAGCGUGAAUCGCCGUCGUCAAAGAAGCGCAAACGUGAUGCUGCCAGACGAAUUAGAGACAAACGGCGGCAGAAAUCCAGGAUAAACAUCGAUGUAUCUAUUACCAGAUGGAAGGCACGGUUGAAAGACAAAUGUUUUCAAGGCGACGCCGAAGUUGCCUGUUUUCUGCUAGACUGGUAAGAUAAUUCAACAUUUUCAAUGUUUCCACUUUUUCAAUGUUUACCAAACAACUGUUUUGUUGAAAUGGUAACGUUAGCAUUUUAUACAAAUGGCCAUAUAACCUCCGAAUAAUAGUGUUUUUCCGUCCCUGCGGUACGUACUCCGGUUGUUCCUGACUUUACAAAGGGGGAGACAAACGUCUACUAACUUACACCUAACUGCCUAUGUCGCUGUCAGAACAAACGCUUUGAACAGCGUUGCUAUUUAUGAUUAGCUAACUUUAGUUACUUCACUACUCUCAGCGUGUACUAGAUAGCACGCAAGAAAUAUAUCUAAUUAUAUAAUUGUAUGAAUUGAAAAACAGUAACUUUCGCAAUAGAAUACAUGUUAAAUGAUUAAUUACGUUAAUAUAUUGCCUUACCUGCUUGUAUCACUACUAUCCGCUGUCUCAGUAGACGACAUCCUUUUUUACUGUUGCGGCCUCUGUCGUAAUUCGAAAGGGAGGGGUGGGCAAAUGACUCAGAGAUUCGUUGCAAAACUAUAAUACAAAGAUAGUGGCCGCUGAUUUUCAAGAACUGCGCCUUUAACUAUUUACAAGAACCUUACUACUUACUGGUAAAUUGCUGCUAAAACUGGUAAAGGGAAUAUACAAAAUAAAAGAACACUGCUCAUAAAUACAUAUAGGACUAGGGGGCUAAUGAGGAUAAUUAGGCUAAAUGAUCAUGCAGGAUUACUGUAUAUCUAAACUAGACAUGUACAGUAUGUGCUAAACAUAUAAAGCUCUUGAAGGAGUUGCUCACUGCAAAAUUUGCCCCCAUUGACUUUCCAUGGUAGGAAUAAAAAUUACUAUGGAAAGUCAAUGGGGGCAAAUUUUGAAGUGAACUACUCCUUUAAUACAACUGAUACUGUGAGCUACUCAGUGUAUUCAGUAGGUUGCUUCAGAGGCAUAAGGUAUACGACAAUAAAACAAUGCACAACUGACAUAAAGGAAAUUUACUUUUAAUACUUGAGUACUUUUAAAAGCACGUACUUCUGUACUUUUACUUAAGUAAGAAUCUGUCUUUACAACUUUUACUUGUAGUGGAGUAAUAUUUGACCAGUAGUAUCUGUACUUUCACUCAAGUAAGGAAGUUGUGUACUUCGUCCACCUCUGGUCCCUUUAUAAGGUAUAAAAUAUUUGCCAAUAUUUAGGUUGCAUAAUACAGAUAAUAUGUUUAUGUUGCAUAAUACAAAUACUGUAAAUGAGUGAAGUAUAUGUGAAUAUAAGAAUAUAUAAGCGUGUGUGAUAUAAGUGUGUACACAGUGUGUGUGUGUGUGUGCGUGUGUGUGCGUGCGUGCGUGCGUGCGUGCAUGCGUGCGUGCGUGCGUGCGUGUGUGUGUGUGUGUGUGUGUGUGUGUGUGUGUGUGUGUGUGUGUGUGUACUUGUGUUUAUUACUUUGUUGGGCCCAGUGACCAGGAGCCCACCAACAGUAUGGGGUCCGAAUGCAUUGUGGGGCCCGAAAAACAGGGCCCCACACCGAUUUCAAUAUAAACUGCUUCAGAAGCCUUUCCUGGCAUGUCUCAUGUUUUUUUUCACUUGCCCCACGAGGUGACAAAGUAUGGGUACGUGUGUGUGGGUGUGUGUGCUCUCUAGCGCCUCCAUAUCUGAAAAUGUGGUAUUGCCAAAGAUACACACUACCGGAAGUGUGUAUUGUCUUGUCGUUCUUUUGGCGACCACUACGGUGUUACAUUUAUUAAAAUCCGUAAUUUCACGUGUUUCGAAUCAGAACCAUCAGAAAAAAUCUUUAAAUUGAGCAACGGGUAGGUUUAUAUUAUUUUACUGUACAUUUGGUAUAUUUUCGUGUCAAUACCAACCCCUAUCAACAGACUAAUUAAUGAAGUACCAUUUAAAUCAGAUCGCUGGCUGCGUAAAGUCCACCACGGAACAUUUUGGGCUUUUUAUUUUUGUUACGGACAGUAUUAUUGCAUUCCAAACCGGAAGUUCCAUGUGGUUGAAAUGGUCAGGAACACGAACGGGGGAAUGUCUACAUGUAGUCGACAGUGCCAUAAUGUUAAAAAAGACGAAGAGAAUAAAACCUGCUGAUGAAGCUAAAUCAUAUAUUCUCUCCUCGUGUGACAAGCCAGGGUUUGUGGAACGAUUCAUUAAUAAAAACAAAGGUAGAGGAGUGAUUGCCACCCAACCCGUGGAAUCGGGAGAUUUUGUAUUAGUGUACAGAGGAGAACUCCUUGUAGCAGAGGAAUGCUGGGCGAGGCAUUACACGGAAUUACAAACCACAUUUCUCUUUGAAUUUGACUGGCAGGGAAGUAGCUGGUGUAUUGAUGCAUCUAAAGAAGACGGAACACUUGGAAGACUAUGCAAUGACAACCAUAAGUCUCCAAAUUGUACCAUGAAAAAAAUAGUAGUAAAUAACAGACCACAUUUGUGCCUGUUUGCUGUGAAGAAAAUCGAAAUUGGAAAUGAAAUUGAAUAUAACUAUGGUGAUGCCCAAUGGCCAUGGCGUAAGAAGGGGCCAGAGAAGAAUGCUUCUGUUUCACAGUCUAUCGUGUCAUCACAUGUAAUGGAGAGUUUUCAGGAUGGUCCCAUCACACAGGGGCCAGAGAACAAUGCUUCUGUUUCACAGUCUAUCGUGUCAUCACAUGUAAUGGAGAGUUUUCAGGAUGGUCCCAUCACACAGAUUUCCUUGGGCAUAACAUUGAGGUCCACAGAAAGCACUACCGCCUUCCAGAGGGUACCCUCCAGCUAGCUAAAAUAAGCAAAGUUCUUCUAGCAUUGGAGCAGGGACGGCUGGGAGAAUACAAAGGGAAGAAUCUGGAUGAAAUUCAGCUUGAUGUGAAUGAGACUCUGGACAUAGAUGUGGAUGGUUGUUCACAAGAGGAAGAUGACUUAAUUCCAGAAGCACAGGAGACCGAAGUUAAGGACAUUCAAGAACCUAAUUCUACAGUAGUUCUUAACCAACACCAGAGGAAGUCGCCUAAAAAGAGAGGUAAACAAGCUGCUGUCAAAAGAAGCUGGACACCGGAUGAAUGUGCUGCAGUAGAAAGGCACCUGAAGAAGUUCAUUGUGAGGAACCAAGUUCCAGGCAAAAUAGACUGUGAGAGCUGCAUUGAUGCAGAACCUCAAACCUUAGGAACUCGAGACUGGAAGUCAGUCAAGUACUACAUCAAAAAUCGCAUUUCUGCCAUAAGAAGAAGAGUACAGUGAAUUACAGGUAU